Acytostelium subglobosum LB1 is the source of this 378-nucleotide messenger RNA. RefSeq lists its product as hypothetical. Gene Ontology annotation, biological process: tRNA methylation; peptidyl-glutamine methylation; rRNA (guanine-N7)-methylation. The annotation marks the transcript as partial. Gene Ontology annotation, molecular function: protein heterodimerization activity. The transcript has 3 exons. The record is from RefSeq and is a predicted model, not a curated record. Lineage: Eukaryota; Evosea; Eumycetozoa; Acytosteliales; Acytosteliaceae.
AUGAAGAUUCUAACAUAUAAUAUGAUGGCUUGUACAAAGAGACAGUGUGUGGGAAGAGGUUUCCCUUUGAAGUUAGAGGUUAAGGAUGUUGUCACAUUGAAUCAAGAGUUCAAUCAUGAGUUUGUCAAGAAUAUAAUGUCCAAGCUCGAUUGGAAUGGUAUACAGAUGGCUGCCAAGCAAUUUAAUAUACAGUUGGGCGAAGUAACAGACAAGUCUCAUGAGGAUGAGGAGUUCCUAAAGAAUCUAUAUAAUCUACUUUGUAACGUCAAGGUCAUGACAGGAACACUGACAUGUCCAAACUGUCAAAGAGUGUACUUGAUCGAUCAGGGCAUUCCAAACAUGUUGUUAAAGGAGGACGAGAUCUAUCAAGAUGUUCAG